Zea mays is the source of this 5462-nucleotide messenger RNA. Its product is annotated as zinc finger BED domain-containing protein RICESLEEPER 2. Bases 4202 to 5155 code for a protein of 317 amino acids. The record is from RefSeq and is a predicted model, not a curated record. Lineage: Eukaryota; Viridiplantae; Streptophyta; Magnoliopsida; Poales; Poaceae. The transcript has 4 exons. Gene Ontology annotation, molecular function: DNA binding; protein dimerization activity.
UCGCCUGCUCGCGCUCUCUCCAUCUCUCAGACACACGCGCGCGGGCGGAGAGAUAGCGCGCGGCAAGCGAGGACCGACGGAGAUGGAGUCGCCGGAGGCGUGCUCGUCGGGGGAUGCGUCCCCCGUCUCGCCGGCGGCGCCGGCGGGGGAGCGCCCGUCCGAGGCGGCGGCGCUGCGGGCGCUCGUCGACCGGGUGCGCGCUGGCGAGGUGGACGCCGCCCGCGAGGUGCGCCGCCUCACCCGGGCGUCAGCGAGGCACCGCCGCAAGCUCGCCGCCGCCGUCGACCCGCUCGUCGCUAUGCUCCGCUCCGCCGCGCCCGAGGCCGGGGAGGCCGCGCUCCUCGCGCUGCUCAACCUCGCCGUCCGGGACGAGAGGUUGUGAUCAUGAGGCUGGUGACCAUUUCAUUGCUAAUCUGACCACACGCGCGAGAGAUCGGCCAUCGCAGAUUUGUUUUCUUUCCGUGCCAAAGGGAGAUCGUGUGGUGGGGGUGUACCGAUCUUAUCCACCGGAUGGUCGGACGUCGACGGGGGGCGUGGGGGCUCUCGCGUGCGGAGGCGGAGCUUCUGCUUCUGCACGCCUCGUUCCACCUCCAUCGUCUGAAUCUGAAUAGUGGGGGUGUACAGUUCAGCAGCAGCAUGCGGUGUAUUUUCCGUUGGCGAACGUCCCGGUGCCCGACAGCAAUCGGACACGCAGACGGCUUCGGUAGGAAGGCUGCUACGUCACACGGUCACACCUGCACGUCUGCACCUCUCAACAAAACUAAAACGGAACCAAUAAAAAGGUUCCUUCGGACGUGACGGAAACGCUUUUGUGCUCUCAAGCAUCGCCGUCGCAGCAACUGUACUGCUCUUUAUUAUCUUUCUAUAAAACGGCAACGACAAGGUUAGCACUACUGCAUCGCCGUAUCAGACCGCACUGCGUAGUGCGUGCGUGCCAACAGCUGAACACCUCAAGUCAAGGGUGAGCUGUGGUCGGCGGCAGACUCACACCUGAACCGAUGAACGAGAGAACGGCUUCUGGUUUGACCGGACAAGAACUCGGGGAGCACCAAAGCGAGUGGCGCAUGCGCAGGGGUCGAUGGCAGAGGACACGCCAAAAUUAAGGUGUUGCUCUAACAACAUGAAUAGAAACCAAUUGUUUUAUGUCUGAGAUGCAAAUUAGUAAGACAUAGCCAAAUUUAGGUUCAUUACAAGCUUAGCCAAUGAUUAAGUACUAAGCUUUACAUGUCUCAAAAUAAUCUAAUUCAAAAUUUGCAAAUUUUAGUAAAAUUAUACCUAAUCUGGGGACAAGAAACUCCACCUGAGCAGAGUCGCAGAGGGCAGGGCGUGGGGCGGAGUGGUGGGCUCGUCCAGCGCCCAGCAGCCAAGGGUGGAGCCGACAUUCAACGAGCCACGGAGCUCGACGGGGGCUUGGGGCGGGGGUGGGGUGGGUCUGAUGAGCAUGGUCAGACGGAGCUUUGCUCAUGGCGGCUCAUUCUGCUCGGUGCGAUGCCGACGGGGCAGAAGGAAGCAAAACAUGCGAUAAGCGAUCCUCGAUGGCCGGCGCCGUGCCGGCUCUUCGACGGAGGCGGGUGGCCGAGCCGAAGACGGACAAGGGAUGGCGGGUGGCCGAAUGCCCGAAUUCACUGAGCGGAGGGCGAAGGCGGACUGCGGCUCAUUUCGCAUGCACGGCUCUACGCCUUGGUGGAUGCAGGAGUUGGGAGCAGGUGUGAAUCAUCUAGGCCCCUUAGUGAUUUUUUGGUAAUUAAUAACAAUCAAUUGUGGACUAACAAUUCUUGGGAAAAUAAGAAUGCAGGUUGGACCACAGAGAACAAAAAGUCUUGGAGACUUAUAAGCAUUGGUUGUGGAUCAGGGGAAUGCAGUAUAACAUAGGUUUUGUUUUUUUGCUAGUCACCGGAGUUUAGAGAAGGAAUUGACCGGAUUAGUAGGCUAGAUAGCCGUACUAUAAAGACGGGUCAAUGACUUUGAUCUGUGUAAAACUUAGUGCCUCAUAGAGCAUCUAGUAGUUGCAUUUGCAUGAGAACUAACAACGCUUCCGAUUUCGAGAGAUAAAAUCUUUUCAAAAGCAUAUUUGAAAAGUGGCUAAGUUUUGGGGUCGGCGGACCGUCUGGGCCAGACCGUCCGCGAUCCAUCCGGAGGGGUCCAAAGUAGGGCUGGAAAAACAGCUCGAGGCUCGUGAGCCAGCUCGGGCUCGAGCAGACUCGGCUCGGCUCGGUGAGGCUCGCGAGCCUAAACGAGCCUAAUUCCGUGGCUCGCUACACUACUGAGCCGAGCCGAGCUGGCUCGGUGAGGCUCGCGAGCCGGCUCGAGGCUCGGCCCAACCAACUUACCAGAGGCCCAAGAAGAGCAAACCCUAGACGGCCCGAGUCUAGGAGGAAGCCUACUUCGCUGAGUCGCUGCACUACUCGCUCGGUCAACGCCUGGUCGCCUGCAGUCCUGCUCCUGCACACCGCCACAGCGGCGCCAUUGGCCACCAGCGCCCAGCGAUCUAGUCCAGGCGUCCAGCAGCGCCCAGCCGCCCAUCGCGGCAGCAGCCAGCAGCCACCAGUGGUCCUCUGCCGUCCUCCGGUCCGGUCCUCCCUUCUCCCAUCCAGCAGCGUCCAGCAGUGCCCACCGCGGCACCAAGAGGAGGCAGGAGCGGAGGAGCCCACUGCCUAGGAGCCAGGAGUCCAGGUCGCGCGACCAGGAGGCAGGAAGUCAGGAACAGGUCUGGAGACUACAGCUACAGCCUACAGGCUACAGGUUUGCUCUGUUAUGCCUGGUAGAAAGAGACAGCAAAAUUGCAAAAUAUGCCUGGUAGAUGUGAAAAAAGGUUUUCUCUAUUAUGCACGGUACAGGUUUUCAUCCAUAGGCAGUGUUACACUGUUUGUAAAUGCUUAUACUACAUCUUGAUAUUCUGCUUAUCAGUCAAAAUUCAAACUCAAGCAUCAUGACUCAUGAGGGAUUUAUUUUUACUGAUUGUAGCCUGCAGAUUUGUAAGUGAUGGAGUCAGCUGUAGAAGGGAAGGGGACUGAUUCAGAAAGUAAUUCAUUUGACAAGAGGGAUGACAUGUCUGAAGAUGAACUGACAGUGCUAGGUGGAAAAAUUGGUGAUGCGGACAAUGUCACAAUUGAUGAAUUUGAUGAUAGCAAAAGUAAAAAGGGGGGUCAAAAGAAGGCGCAAGAAGGUGAAGACUGUUGAACUGGGCAAAAGGGGAAAUCUAAAGUUUGGGAUGUCUUUACUAAGGUGAAUGUGUCAGAUCCAUCUGAGAAGGGGAAGAUGAUAUCAAAGGCAAAAUGCAACUAUUGUAAGAAGCUAUAUUCUUACAUACAAGGAUCAACAACAUCUCAUUUGUCAAGACACAUGAAAAUUUGUGAUGGGUAUUUGAAGCAUGUGGCACAGAAGUUGGAUCAAUCUCUUCUAAACUCUGCUCCAUCAACGACAAGUGAAUCUAGAUCUGGCCUCCCUCCUAUCACUUCUCCUAAAGAUUAUAAUCAUGAGCAAGUUAAAAAUUAAUUGCUAAGAUGAUAAUAGUUCAUGAGUAUCCAUUUAGGAUGGUCGAGCAUACUUGGUUUAACAUUGUCUUGAGAUAUUUGAAUCCUUCAUAUGAGUUCAUUGGUAGGAAGACCAUAAGAGCUGAAUGUUUAAAGGUGUAUGAGUCUGAAAAAGGUUCUCUGGCAAAGGUCCUUAAAGGUGUGGAGUACAUUUCUCUAACCACUGAUUUAUGGACAUCAAAUCAAACUUUAUCAUAUAUGUGUUUGGUUGCACACUACAUAGAUAGUGAUUGGAAAAUGCAGUGUCGAGUGCUAAAUUUUUUGAGUUAGACCCCCCUCACAAAGGCCCUGUCAUAGGACAAGCAGUAUAUGAAUGUGUUGCUGCAUGGAAAAUAGAGGAUAAAAUUAUUUCUAUCACUCUAGAUAAUGCCACAAACAAUGAUGGUGCUAUUCGAGGUUUGAGGGCCAGAUUUUCUGCUAGACAAGGAACUGCUUUUAUUGCAAAAUAUUUCCAUGUCAGAUGUUGUGCACACAUAAUUAAUUUGGUUGUUAAGGACAGAACUGCAGUAUUGGAAUCUUUGAUAAGCAAUCUAAGAUCUACUGUGAAGUACAUUAAGAAAUCUCCUUCUCGCCUGCAUAAGUUUGUUGAGAUUUGUAGAUCUCUAGCUUUGAAAAUAGGAGAAGGGUUGAGUCUUGAUGUUUCAACUAGAUGGAGUUCAACAUACAAGAUGUUGCAUACUAGUGUAGCUUAUAAAGAAGCCAUUCAAACAUAUGCUGAUGCAGAUUUGAACUAUAAAUGGGAACCUACAACCGAAGAGUGUGAUUUGUUUGUUGCAAUUGAACCAAUUCUUGCAUCUUUAGCUAAAGUUACCACUGCAUUGUCUGCUUCUUCAUAUCCCACUGCGAAUUUAUUCUAUCCUCACAUUGUUGACAUCAAAAUCGCAUUGAGGGCAGCAAUGGUUUCCAAUAAUUUGAAUUUGAGGAAAAUGGGUAAUGCAAUGAUAGAGAAGUUUAACAAGUAUUGGGAAGAAAAGAAUAAUGUUAUGGUGAUUGCUACUAUUCUUGAUCCAAGGUAUAAGAUGAGAUUUAUUGAGUGGUGCUUCGAGAAGCUAUUUGAUGGAGACCUAGUUGUGUUUGAGUUAGAUGAUGUUCGCUGCGAGUUAAAAAAGUUAUAUGAGGAUUUUGAGGUGCAGCAUAGAGAGACAAAAGAUGCUCAAAACAGAUCUAAUGCUUCCUCAUCUUUGAGUAUUGAAAGAUCAUGUAGUUUGCCAUCUGCUUCAUGUGAAUUUCAGUCAUUCUUGUCUUCAACUCAAUCUAACCCAUCAAAGAGCGAGUCGCUAAUCUAUUUAGAGGAGACUAAUGUGAGUCUGAGUAACAAGGAAUUUGAUUUGUUGCAUUGGUGGAAGGUUAAUUCACAUAGAUUUCCGGUGGUGUCCAAAAUGGCAAAAAAAUUCCUAACUAUACCGGCAACAUCUGUGUCUUCGGAGUCUACUUUUAGCACAGGAGGUAGAACUCUAGAUGAUUACCGUAGUUCUCUAAGCCCUUCUAUGGUGGAGGCAUUGAUAUGCUCCUCUAGCUGGAUUCGAGGUGCACAUGAUGGAAGCAUGACUUAUGUGGAACAAGAUGGUGAGGAUGAUGUCGAGAAUGUUUGGUUUCCAAAAAGUUUGGUGGAAAGCAACUAGUACUAUCGUUUGUCGACAUGACAGUCACUCGCUGCUUGCUGCUUGGAGCCUUGGAUGGCUGUCGCAUGGUGCUCUGGAGUCUGGUCACUGGUCAGGAGAGGACACAGGACAAUGGACUGGACUACUCACUACUGGACUUAGUCUCUUACUCUCUUAGAUGCUGGCUGAGUGGUUGUGUACUUGUGUUGUGGUCUGUGGUCUUUUGCAUCAAUGACACUGACACCAUUUGUAUUUUGCAUAAUACUUUUGUGCGUAUGGCACUGCUGUAGUGCUGUUGUGGACGUGUGGUCUCUUUUACUCUUUUGAA